Striga asiatica is the source of this 358-nucleotide messenger RNA. Lineage: Eukaryota; Viridiplantae; Streptophyta; Magnoliopsida; Lamiales; Orobanchaceae. The record is from the annotation of a GenBank genome assembly.
AACGAACGAUUGUACAUACAGAGCUUUACAUAGGCAGAUGACGCGCUCAAGCUCCAUCACAUUGUUCACUGUUCGCUCGACGUCGUCGAAGAAAGUGGUAAGGUUACUUGACCAUUACCAAGGUGAAGUUAUAUUGGUGACAACAGACCUUGAUGUACGAGAUGUAGACGUGAGAAAUUUUUUCAGGAAGUUCCACGCCGCCUAUGUUGAUGCAGUAAUGAACCCAUUUCACAUUCCGGAAAUAUUGGGAUUUAGACAAUCGAUUUAUUCUGGAAUAGCAAGUGAAUGGUUUACACCAAGAUUUGGAUUCGAUGUUGGUUGCUACACUGUAUCAAACAUUAUCGAGGAAGUUACCUGA